Messenger RNA from Cyprinus carpio (common carp), 5478 nucleotides. RefSeq names its product eph receptor B6 (gene ephb6). The coding region runs from base 1329 to 4337 and encodes 1002 amino acids. Gene Ontology annotation, cellular component: plasma membrane; neuron projection. The transcript is spliced from 19 exons. Lineage: Eukaryota; Metazoa; Chordata; Actinopteri; Cypriniformes; Cyprinidae. Gene Ontology annotation, biological process: axon guidance; protein phosphorylation; cell surface receptor protein tyrosine kinase signaling pathway. Gene Ontology annotation, molecular function: ATP binding; transmembrane-ephrin receptor activity; protein binding. The record is from RefSeq and is a predicted model, not a curated record.
CUCUAAGAAGUUAAGAAUACUUCUCAAUUAAUUAUAUAUAUUUAGUGGAAAAUUGAGAUUUUAAGAUUUCCAGUGGCCUGCACUGGCUCACAUGCCCAUGGCAGAAUAUGAGGCUGGUUUCCAAAUAGAUCAGUCAAAACUUCUCAAAACAACCUAGCUCAGAAAAAACGAGUUUGUCCCUGCUGUAAUCUUUUCGGUCUGGAUAGAAGACAACACCAUAAGGUCAGUCCCUGAGGUUGGGUUAUAAAAAUGACUGCGCUCUCCUUUAGUGGUAAUUAGCCUCCACUUGACUCUUCAGGGGUGUUGUGUUGAAAAGGAGUGUGUGUGAGCAGACAGUGCUGAGUGCUGAGACAGUCUCUCGCUGAGAGAAACAGAAUGGUUUAAAAGCCUCACAUUCUGAAAAAAGCAGCUUUUACACCCACACCCAUGUAAAAGAGGGAGCUGUGAAGGAGGUGAGGAGGAUGGAGAGGUGCAAUGAGAGAGGAGAAGAGCACAGAUUCAUGUCAUGUCUCACACAGGGCCACGAAAAGGUCCCUGGGCUUCGCUCGACUGUUUCGCUGAAUGUCCACUUCUUCUCAGGUUGGAUAUACAGUGUGUGUGUCUCCUCGUGAGGUCUCCCACUGUCAGUAUAUUGAGUCACACAGCUCAGCUCUCAGAUCUGUAGCCAUCCGAGCUCAAACUGUUGCCUCUGCUCCAUCUCCAGCUGCUCCCCUCCCACCAACACUACCAAGCCUUCCGCACUGUCCUGAGUCCUUUCCUAUCCUGUUCCUCUCUCUCUUCCCGAAUCACUUCCUGUUUCACUAUACUUUUCUAUAAAGCCAAUAAUAAUAAUGAUAGUAAUGUUGCUACUUCAACAAGAUUUUUCUACCUGAUCUAACUCUAAAACCAGUUCAUUUCUAAUGUUUCCAUAUAAAGCACAUUAUCUUAGUACCUGGCAGAAUACAAAUGUCUAGUCUAUGCCACAAAAUCGCAGUCUUAAACAUUCGCCCCAGGGCAGUACCAUGAAUGCACAAGGAUCACGUAAGAAGCCUUUUGUACUUCAGAGAAAAGAGCGGAGAAGUCAGCCUGCUAAGAGCAAAGAUGGCAGAACAUCCCGAGCUGCUUAUUACUGUAUGUUCCACCGUUCGGCCUCCAUCGCUGCAAGGGAAGAUUUUAAGAGAAAGCAUGAAAUGCGUGUUGUGCUCAACUCGACUAACGUGGCUAAAUAAAGGCAGGAUACAAAAGAGAAAAGAAAAAAACACUUCACGCUUCCCUGGCAAGCUGGUGUGUGCACAGGUCAAGCCACUGAUGAGAUCAAGCAGAAAAAUACAGCGCGCCUCCGGGGCCAAAUGAGAGCCGUCCAGGUCCAAAGCUGCAGGCUACAGGAGAAGAAGGGUGCUGCCAGCGCUGUUAUGCUGCUGGACACUACGGAGUCCACCGCUGAACUAGGCUGGACAACGUAUCCUGACACAGGGUGGGAUGAGGUGAGCGUGUUAGAUGACAAGGGGAGACUCAUGCGUACCUUUGAAGUCUGCAAUGUCAAUCAAAACCCUCGUCUCCAAGACAACUGGUUGGCCACGCCCUUCCUGUACCGGCAGUCAGCUCCACGGAUCUUUGUGACACUGCGUUUCUCGGUUCGAGACUGCGCCAGUCUACGCUCACCCUCCCCGACAUGCAGGGAGACCCUGACACUGUACUACAAACAGGCUGACUCUCAGAAAGAGCUGGAGAGAACCUGGGUAGCUGAGCCUUCCAGUGGAGAGACAAGAGAGGGCUGGGUGAAGAUCGACACCAUUGCAGCAGACAAGAGUUUCAGUCGCGUAGAGCCAAGUCUACCUCACCAGUACAAAUCUGAGAACGCCCGACGCAUCAACAUCAAAACCCGCAGCUUUGCUCCUCUCACACGAAAAGGGUUUGUUUUAGCUAUAGUAGACAGCGGAGCAUGUGUGUCACUCAUGGGUGUUUCCAUCUUUUAUCGUCGCUGUCCAGCAACCAGUCGUUUCCUGGCUUUCUACCCAGCCACGCCCUCAGGGGCGGAGCCAACAUCUCUAGUUCCAGUGACUGGAACUUGUGUACCCCACAGCCAAUCACAGGGUGGGACAGCACCGAGAAUGCACUGUAACACAGAAGGUGAAUGGCUGGUGCCUGUUGGAGGAUGCACGUGUAAUGCAGGAUAUGAGCCCAAUCAUAAUGGCUCGGCCUGUUUAGCGUGCUCAAUCGGGUCCUAUAAACCAGUGGCCGGCUCAGUUUCGUGCACAGAGUGCCCAGCUAACAGCAGAACCAGUUCAGAAGGGUCUAAACUUUGCGAAUGUCGGAGUGGCUACUACCGCGCACCCACCGAUGCUAACACCACCGCCUGCACAAGCCCUCCAUCAGCGCCUGCAUCUCUGUCAUGGGAGUAUGAGAGUUCAGAGGGCGGGGUGUCAUUGCGCUGGAGACCUCCUGCAAACAUGGGGGGACGGAGUGAAGUGUGGUACGGGGUGGUGUGUCGAAUCUGCCCCUCUGCCACUAACACACCACCGAGCAUGUGUUCCUGGUGUGGAGAUACUGUCACUUUUUCCCCUUCUCAAACUGGCUUAAAGCAGACAAGGGUCACCCUCAAAAACCUGCUUACUAGGGUCACAUACCUCAUACAGGUUCAAGCACUAAAUGAAGUGUCAGCGCUGAGCCCUUUCCCACCUCAGUUCGCCAGCAUCAACUUCACCACCAGCCAAUCAGUGCCUUCUGAGGUUCCCAUGCUGCACCAGUUGAACAGAGUUCACGACUCCAUCACGCUGUCCUGGCCUCAGCCUGACCGGCCCAACGGUGACAUCCUGGAAUACCAGCUCCGGUACUACGACAAGGGGACUGAUGAGGACAGUGCUAUGAGCGUGUUCAGUGAAACCAACACCGUGACAGUUGGAGGUCUGAUUCCAGGCUCCAUCUACGCCUUCCAGAUCCGUGCCCGGAAUGAGAGAGGCUACGGACCCUACAGCCACACGAUUUACUUCAGCACUCUAGCAAUGGAGGAACAGUCAAAGCAGAUUCAGAAUCGCCUGCCUCUCAUGAUUGGAUCGAUAAUGGGCGGAGCAGCGUUUCUAUUAGUUGUGAUCGCGAUCAUCAUUGUGUUUGUGUUUCGAAGUAAAAGAAGAGAAAGCCCUUAUAGUGACAGACUUCAGAGAUACAUCAGCAACAGAGGUGGGGUGAAAUAUUAUGUGGACCCCUCUACUUAUGAAGACCCCAGUGAGGCGGUCAAAGAAUUUGCACGAGAAAUCGACCCUGCUCACCUAAAGAUCGAAGAAGUCAUUGGUGCUGCUCAGUUCGGGGAGGUGUCCCGUGGCCGGUACAGGCCACUAGGUCGUAGAGAGGUGCUGGUUGCGGUUAAGACUUUGCGUUGGGGAGUGACAGACCGUGAAAAGAAUGUGUUUCUCAGUGAGGCUGGAGUCCUUGGUCAGUUUGACCACCCCAAUGUACUGAAAUUGGAAGGUGUGAUCACUCGCACCCCUCCUGAACGGAUUAUCACAGAGUUUAUGGAGAAUGGACCCCUGGAUGCCUUUCUCAGGGAAAACGAGGAUCAGUUCAGUGUGUUGCAGCUGGUAGGCAUGGUGAGAGGUGUUGGAGCUGGAAUGCGUUAUCUUUCAGAGAGGAAUUUUGUCCAUCGUGACCUUGCUGCCCGGAACAUUCUGGUGAAUUCAAACCUGGUUUGUAAGGUGUCUGACUUCGGCCUGUCCCGUUUAAUGAGGGGUCUGGACCACAACAUGCCCACCUACACUGCUUCACUGGGCAGUAAGAUCCCAGUGCGGUGGACAGCUCCUGAAGCUUUCCAGCAUCGUAAAUUCAGUUCAGCAAGUGAUGUCUGGAGUUUUGGGAUACUCAUGUGGGAGGUCAUGUCAUAUGGAGAACGUCCAUACUGGGACAUGAACAACCAAGAGGUGAUGAAGGCAGUGGUUGAUCAGUACCGUUUACCUGCUCCGAACGGUUGUCCUCCAGCUCUCCACUCUCUGAUGCUGCAGUGCUGGCAGGCCGACAGACAGGAGCGGCCAGGCUUCGAUUCUCUCCUGUCGUCUCUUGACCGUCUCAUACGCCACCCUGCCUCCCUGAAGGCCGAACACAGCCGUCCCACCCAGCCACUCUUAAGCCCCACCCCUACUGACCUCUCAACAGUGACAACAGUCGGUGAUUGGCUGACAGCUCUAAAGAUGGACCGGUAUAAGGAUGCAUUUGAGAGAGCACAGUACCACAGUCUGGAAAGAGUGAGCAUGCUCACAAUGGAGGGUGUUCAGGCUCUAGGAGUGAAUCUGCUCGGUCAUCAGCGGAAGAUCGUAAAUGCAGCUAAGCAGCUCAGGACACACCUCACUCAGGGACAUGUGGAGGUCUGAUGCUUCCCAAAUUGUGUUGACACAGCAGGGCAUGCUGGGAGAUCUAGUCCACAGCCUGCUGCAGGCCACAUGAACACUGGAAUAGAGAUGAGGAUGACAAAAAGAGCCUUGAGUGGAAAAGAAGAUUUUUAUGAUGAAUUAUUUGCCCAUCAGUCCCACCCUUUCUUGCUGAACUGUUGUCUUCCAUAUUCACGUACUCCCUCCUUCGGUGUUGCACUACCUCUCACUUUCUUAUCAGUUCAUUACUUACUGGCAUUCAGUAUGAACUUGAGCCUUAAGAACACAAAAAGAAAGCUCCUUCACAAUCAGUUGCAAGGACAAUCAGAGACUUUAAAUGGUUGGUAACUGACUGUUAUGUCUUUGUUGGCAUGUGUGGUCAAGGGCACUAGAUGUUUUUUUUUAACUACACAAACAAAUGAUACUCAUAUUGAUCAAUACACUGAACCCCCAUAAAAACACCACAAGGACAUGUCUAAAAAUCAUGUUUAUAAGAAGUAUUUUGCCUUGCUUUCCAGUAAAAAUAUCUCAAAUUUGCUGAGAGCUUAUCAAGUCUUUUUAAAGGAUGUGUUAAUAUUGUUUUUAGAAAAUACACACUACUGAACAAAGGUUUGGGGUCAGUGAGAUUUAAAUGUUUUUGAAAGAAGACUAUUUUGCUCACCAAGAUCAGAAAUACAGUAAAAACAGUAAUAUUGUAAAAUAUAAUCACAAUUUAAAAUAAAAGCUGAAUGCUCAGCAGUUCACACUGCAAAAAAGGCAUAUCUUACUUAGUAUUUUUGUCUUGUUUCUAGUCAAAAUAUCAAAAAAUUCUUAAAUCAAGAUGCAUUUACUAGAUAUGCAAAAUGACAUAAGAUAUUUAGUCUUUUUUCCAGGUGGAAAAAAAAAUUAAUGAAGAGCAUUUUGCUUAAAAUAAGGAAAAUUAUCUGCCAGUGGGGUUCAUUUUGCUUAUAUAGUAAAUGCAUCUUGAUUUAAGAAUUUUUAGAUAUUUUGACUAGAAAUAAGACAAAUAUACUAAGAUAUGCCUUUUUUGCUGUGCAGUGUCACAUGAUCCUUCAGAAAUCAUUCUGUUAUGCUGAUUUGGUGAUCAAGAGACAUCAUAAUUCAUGUUGAAAACAGUUAUGAUAUUUUUACAUCAUAAAUAUUU